GAAUCUUGAGCAUAAUCUCGGGCAUAUUGAAACCUCAAGGCAUGAAAGUUUAACAAAUUUGAGUGAAACACUAUAAUUUUGCUAAAACUAAGAACGCAAAGGAAUCACUAAAUCUAAAACAUUAAAAAACAAAUCUAAAUAACAAAUAAUCAACAAAUUACUCUCGUGGAUAAAAUGCAACAUUCUUUUCAAGUUUUUGACGAAUAAAGAGAGCAUUUACGAGCUGGUGUGGUGAAAAAUAUUUUACCCCAUAAUUCCACACCCCAAAAAUAGAAUGGAUGUAUGGAUAGAAUAAUAAUGAUUUCAGAAAAAAAAACAAAAUUGUUUUUUUUUUCUGAAAUAGGCAUUCAGGGCUCUAUCACUAAUCAAUACAAAUGUUUGUAAUAUACAGAAACGUGUAUCCGACUCCUAGUCUAUAACUCGUGGAGUCUGUGUGUCGACUGGCGCGUAGCGAGUGUAGCGACGUGGCCGCCUCGCAGACUGCCCUCCCCGCCUUCAUACCCCACACCGCGAUCGGUCCAUCCUCCAUUGAUAACGACCUCGAUUCGCGUUGUUUGACACGCUAGGGCGUUGCGUCUAAUAUACUAAAAAGCAGGCUCAAGAGUCACAGUUGCGCUCACCAGCUGCUCGCCACACGUCCCGCCGCACGUCCCGCCGCACGUCCCGCCACACGUCCCGCCAGGCCGCCACACGUCCCGCCGCACUGCGCUGCGACGCCUGCCACACUGCUGCUCAGCAGACAGCUCCCACUGCUGACCGCUCCAUCGCCGCUCAACGAUACUGCAGUUUCUGUAUCUGAUCAUGAAACGCUUAUCAUGAGUGGACCCAAGCCCGGUGGCUCGCGCGGGCCGGCCGGCCGCCGGCGGCGAAGCGCGCCAUCCUCGGGUGGAGAGGACUCGGAUGAGGAGUCGAGCGCGAGCGGCGCGGCGUCGAGGGUGGGCAGCGGCGCGGACGCCGACUCGGACUACAAUCCUGGCGAGGAGCUCGGCAACUGCCGUCAGGGAUCUCGGAAGAAGAAACGUAAACAUCUAAAUGAACGACGCAAGAUAUUGAGAGAUCAGCGCGCGGUGAGGGCAGCGCGUCAAGAACCUGAACACGAAACGAAUGAAGUCUCUCAGCAAGAACUAGACCAAGAUCACCUGGUAGAGGACAUGAUAAAAAAGCACUUCGAGGAAAAGUACAAAAGGGUGCGCGUAUCCAAAAGUACGUCGUCAAAUGAGAAACCCAGAAGAAAGAGCUUAUCCUCGGCGAGCGAGGUGAGCGGGACCUCGGCCGCGCCGCGGGACCCGCCCGAUGAGUUUGUCCAAAUCUCGAUUACGCGAGUAUUCGAGUCGAUGGAGAACUCAUCAAAACUGAGCGCCGUGCUGACUCAAGCGGCGCGCGCGCCGCGCGGCGGCGGGAGCGGAGGCGGGAGCGGGAGUGGUGGCGCCGGCGCAGCCACGUGGGCCGCCGUCCUCGACGCUUUCACCGCAGGAGUGAAAGCGCAGCACACGCGCGUCGACCACGCCCUCUGCCGCGAGGACGAGAGUCCCAUGCAAGACUUCCGCUUCCAAGGCGGGCUUGGUCCUUCUGCGGACGAGCAGGCGCUGCAAGCGGCGCUGGCGUCGUACGAGGCCGCUUCCAGCGAGUGGACCGCGGCGCUCGCGGAGCUGGACGCGUGCGACGGCACGCUGCGGCAUGCGCGCGCGUGCGUGCGCACCGCGGGCGGCGACCGGCGCCUACGCAGAGCCGUCGAAGAACUGGAACAGUGCGCGCAAGAGUAUGCCAAUGCACUGAAGGACAUUCACCAGUAAAUGAAACGUCGAAGUUCCACGAAACAGAAGCUCAGCUAAAGAUAAUGAAAUACUUAGAUAUAAGUUUAGGUAAGUACCUAAUUAAGGGUCUAGAAUGAAAACUGGAAUUAGGGACUUCUCCCAUGGAUGUUUAAGAAUAUGUGCUUUUUGAUAAUACGUGAUUUUUAAGCAAAAUGGUACUAAAUUGUUGGUAUUGUAACAGUAUUCAAUAAUGUCUUUAUCCAAAAAUAAGUCACAUUUUGUUUCAAAUCAAAUGUUCGAAGUUAUUUGUUAAGACAGUAAAAGUUUCACGAAAUUAAAAAAUAUUUGUUAAUAGUGUGAUUAGGUAAGUACUAUAAGUAAUUGAAAAGUCCGAAUGUAUUUUGCUAAAAUGUGUAAAAUAUAAGUACAUAUUUUAAGAAAAAAUAUUUGUAAGGAAACAUUUCACAUAAUUUUGAUAAUUUUCUAAGAAAUUAAUAGGUAAGUACGAGUACUAUAAGUAUGUUAAGUAAUUGUAAAGUCUGAAUGUAUUUUUCUAAAAUGUGUAAAAUAUAAGCACAUAAAUUAAAAUGAAAAAUAUUUUAUCAUAUCAGGCAAAUCCAAAGAUGCAUAUACCUACAGGUUGUUUAUUUAGUCACCGGCAAUAAUUUACGGGUUGAAUAUAUAGGUCACACUGUGCACCUUUUACUAUGGGACCAACCCCGACAUCGCGAAAAAAAAUGUUUACUCGCCCAUAGAAAAUAUCAAGGUCAGACAGCCAAAAUUGAAACAGCCAAUUUUUUUUCGCGAUUUCGGGGUUGGACCCAAAGUAAAAGGUGCACAGUGUGACCCCUUGAAUUAUUGCAGGUUACUAAGUAGAACAAAUAAAUGGUGCCUGGUGGAGAGUUUAUAAUUUUUUUUCUACUACUUUCAUUACGAUUACAAUACCGGUCAAUAAUAUCCUCAUCUCUCUCUAUUUCUUUCUUUCUUAUCGAACCGCACUAGAGGGUAUUGACGCUUUUAAGAUUUGGCUUGGCAUCGACUUCACACCAACGCGAGGAAAAUACUUACUGUAUAACAUCAAACAUAGUCAAAUCAAAUUACACCCAAAUGAACGAUUCGAUCAAAUUAAAUAUUAAUCGUCAUUUAAAGUCAAUUCUGCCAGGACAUAAGGACUUUGCCACUCUUGUGGGUAAAAUGCACCUUUCUCAUCAGUUUUUGAACAGUAAAGAGAGCCUUUAUGAGUUGGUGUGGUGAAAAAGUAUUUUUCCUCAGUCACCACACCAACUGGGUAAUAAAGGCUUUAUCCACAUGUGGGGCAAAGUAAUCACAUGUUAAUUUUGAGUUGUUUUCAUAUGUUAGCAUUUACUUUAAAAUGAUGAUUUUGAUUCAUUAUUUUUGUAUUACGUUCGUUUGGAUUUUGUUUGGUUGGUUUUUUGGGUAUUUCAUAAGUAGUUAGUAUUUUCCUCGCGUUGGUGUGGUGAAAAAUUGUGUUCCACUCGUAGGCAAAGUUUAUUUAACCCUCGGCAAAGUGGUUGUUUAACCGCUUGUGCUAAUAUUGAAAGCCUCGCGACGCUCAAGAUUCCAUUUCUCGAACCACUCGCUACGCUUGUGGUUCAACGAUACGAUACGAUACGAUAAUUUAUUGAUAAAGUAUAUUUUACAUGUCAUGUCUUAAUACUAGGUACUUAAUCUAUUAUUACAUCAUUCGUUAUGUGGCUAGCUAACCAGUUACUAUUUAUUCUAAUAAUCGAUUUAAUGUUACAUAAGUAUUAUACCUAUUGCUUAGUUUGGCACUCGAAAAUAGGCAUCCAACGAGUAGUAGGCCUCAGCUACUAGUUUAUUUUUAAGUUUAUUUUUAAACGAGCAGUAGCUAGUGGCAACUUUGGAGCCUUUCGCUUGCUCGGGUAUCAAUAUUAGCACAAGCGGUUAAACAACAACUUUAUCUCCUUGUAAAAAAAUAACUAUUCUUCCUUCCUUUUCAAAACAAUUGGAUAAAAUCGUCAUUUGAUGCAUUUAGUAGUUAUAAGAUUUUUUGUUAAGUUACGAAGUAAAAAAAUAAUUUGGAAAUAUCAAGAAGCCAUUUAAUGAUUUUUGUAAGAUUCUAUUAUUAGUACCUAGAAUAAAGGAAUAUGAAUAAUGUGAAUGUAGUUGUAUCCAUUAUUUGGAUGGUGUUACAUUGUCUUGAAUAAAUAUUUCGCAUAUUUUAUUA
This is a messenger RNA of Cydia pomonella (codling moth), 3963 nucleotides long. RefSeq lists its product as uncharacterized. Bases 816 to 1793 code for a protein of 325 amino acids. Lineage: Eukaryota; Metazoa; Arthropoda; Insecta; Lepidoptera; Tortricidae. The transcript has 11 exons. The record is from RefSeq and is a predicted model, not a curated record.